GUCCAGAGCCUCAUCCCUCACUGUCGACACCGCCUUCCCCCUCGUUGAGAUCGCACCUUUCAGUUCGACAUGUUUCUGCCACAGAAUCACCCGCAAGGUAACGAGCAUACUCUCACGGCAUGCUCUCACAGCCUGCACAAAAGCGCCGCUCCGGUGGCAAGCGAUCGAAGACGGGCUGUCGCACAUGCAGAAUCCGACGAAUUAAAUGUGAUGAGACGCCCGAGAAGUGUCGUAAUUGUUCGUCCACCGGACGGCUCUGCGACGGGUACGAAGUCUAUCGCCUUCCCGUGGCAGCCAAGCGCGGGAGGGACCUUUUCUUCUCGCUUUCUACCCCAGUCAACACUCAUGUUCGCUGGGCUGUAACAUCAGACCAACGUCGCUGCUUCAAGUUCUUUUGCGACCGCACCAUCACCGAUGCUCUCGGGUAUUAUGACUCCCAACUAUGGGAGCAGUUCAUGUUCCAGAUGGCAAAUCUCGAGCCUGCCGUGUGCCACGCCGCCAUCGCCUUGGGAGCGGCUCACCAAGAAGUGGUCUUGCAGGGCAUCAAUUCCCCCGGCGAUGGUGCAAAGCGAAGAGGCGUUUGGUAUUUCUAUGCCCUCGAGGAGUCCGCUCGCGCUUUUGAGCUCCUCCGUCGGCGCAAUCCUCAGGACCCGCAGAUGCGGCAAGUCACCCUUCUCUGCUGUCUGCUCUUCGUGUACUUGAGCCUGUUGCAACGAGACUAUGACACUGCGUUCCGACAUCUGCAAGCUGGCUUGCGGGUAUUCCAAGAGUCUGGGUCAGGCCGUGGCAGUUCCCUCAAUGGUUCUACACUCGGCGGUGCCGGAAUGAAUCUCCCUCUCGUCGCGGCCUUCGCGCAGCUCGAAAUCCAGUCGACGCAUUUCAAUCCUCGUGGGUGUUCACAACUCGGUGCCAACUCGGCCCCACGCAAGCACAUCUUCCUCAGCCGCGACCGCGACCGUGACCUGCUCGGACAAAGCGUCGACGACCUACGCCUGGCCCUCCAGCCCCUCGAUAGUGCCAUUUACCAAUUCUUCCACCGGUGGGGCACUGCAUCUGCGGAGGCGAUAGUGGCUCAGGACUCUGACUUCCAGGCCACCCAAACCAACCUGCUCUCAGAGGUCUACCACGCCACACACUUCCUUGACGACUUUUGCGCCCUCAAAUAUGCCACCCUCUCUUCAAAACACAAGCGCGGCGUCGACCUGCUGCGACUGCACCUGAUGACAUACUCCGUGGGGCUACGGAUGUCGAUGGUAGCGCACCUCCAGCCGGCCCAGGCCCAGUUAUUCACGGCCGACCACGUGGCCAUUCUGUCGUUGGCCCGCACGAUCAUCGCCCAGUUCCCCGACCGGCCCACGGUCAUGGUUGACUCGGGCGUGAUCCUGCCGCUGCGGGUGGUCGCCGACUCCUGUCCGGACCUGCACGUGCGCUGGCAGGCCAUCCAGGAGCUCCGGGCCUGGCCGCACUACGAGGGCGUACGCGACACCGUCCUCGCAAGCACCACUUCCGCCGCCCGCUGGCGGCUCGAAAUGCGGGCGCGCAUCAGCGCGGAGUUGUGUAGCGGGUUCGGUGAUGAGGGCACUGGGGUGGGGAAGGAAUCUUUGGAGAGGAUGGUCGACGAAGAGCUGCGCGAGCGAAUGACGGUGCUCACUGUUCGAGAUGGCGAUGAUGAAGGCCUCCGCCAGGCAAGCAAUCAAGCGGACGCGGAGCUUGCCCAGAUCCUGGCGUCGGCGCCCCUCGGUGAAUGGUCGUGCGCUCAUCAGUUGCGGCGACCUAUAGAAUGAUAUAUUGUUAACACUGUCGCAACCUGGUAAGAUUAUACCAGGGCUUUUCGAGAUUGACAAGACUGUUGAUCGACCAGGGAAGGCUGUCAAGUCACGUGGCCCCUCCACGCCGUAAUGCCUUCCACAUAGACUCUUUCUCUCUCACGCAGCCUGAAAACAAUAGUAGAAACCAUCUCAAGCAUACAAUCCACACAUGCGGUUCCCGGGCGCAUAUCUCAUGUUAUGCAUUGUAAGAUCUGAGUGGGGGUGU
Aspergillus uvarum CBS 121591 is the source of this 2034-nucleotide messenger RNA. RefSeq names its product Zn(II)2Cys6 transcription factor. Bases 120 to 1784 code for a protein of 554 amino acids. Gene Ontology annotation, molecular function: zinc ion binding; DNA-binding transcription factor activity, RNA polymerase II-specific. The transcript has a single exon. Gene Ontology annotation, biological process: regulation of DNA-templated transcription. Lineage: Eukaryota; Fungi; Ascomycota; Eurotiomycetes; Eurotiales; Aspergillaceae. The record is from RefSeq and is a predicted model, not a curated record.